Tyto alba (common barn owl) is the source of this 7341-nucleotide messenger RNA. RefSeq names its product MLLT6, PHD finger containing (gene MLLT6). The coding region runs from base 420 to 3671 and encodes 1083 amino acids. NCBI's taxonomy places the organism in Eukaryota, Metazoa, Chordata, Aves, Strigiformes, Tytonidae. Gene Ontology annotation, biological process: regulation of transcription by RNA polymerase II. The record is from RefSeq and is a predicted model, not a curated record. Gene Ontology annotation, molecular function: histone binding; nucleosome binding. Gene Ontology annotation, cellular component: nucleus. The transcript has 20 exons.
GCCCCGGCUCUCCCGGUGCCCCGGGAAGGGCGGGCAGCCCAACCCCGGGCCGGGAAGCGCCGCAGCCGCCCCCGGGGGUCCGGUGCCCCGGCCCCGGCCCGCUGCCGCACAUGGCCCCGGGUAACCCCCGGGGGCGGCCGCGGGGCCGAGCCCGGAGCUGCCGCCUCCAAGGGCAGGGAGGAAGGCAGCCCUUCUCCUCCCAGGGAGAGGGGCUAUUUGCAUUUUAAAUGACUUGGAGCACGCCCCUAACGCACGGUAUCGGACCGGAAAGUUUGUCCUCGGGUCUCCGAACAACAAAAAAAUAAAAUUAAACACCCCCCCCGACAUAUUUGCUUUCAUUUAAAUCCAGCAGAGAGGCACGGUGAUUAGCCUGGGUUGGUUUGUUUUGAAUAACACGAAGGUUUCUGGUCUCAUCUGGCAUGUCUGUUUUUCCAUCUAUUAUUAUCCUAUCCAUCUCGCAGCACAUCUCCAGCCUCUUCCUGUAUAAUCUCUCCCUCGGUGUCUUGAUGCACGCUCCUGUCUCCAGCUGCGAAUGUGUCCUGCUCUGCCUCUGCCCGCCUGUCAGGCGCAGGUCUCUGGCUUGCUAUGGAAUUGUCCAGGUUCCUACCGGACCCUGGUUCUGUCGGAAAUGUGAAUCUCAAGAGAGAGCCGCCAGGGUGAGAUGCGAACUGUGUCCCCACAAAGAUGGAGCCCUGAAACGGACCGACAACGGAGGGUGGGCCCAUGUCGUCUGUGCUUUGUACAUCCCAGAGGUGCAGUUUGCCAAUGUGCUCACCAUGGAGCCAAUUGUCCUGCAGUAUGUACCCCACGACCGCUUCAACAAGACCUGCUACAUCUGUGAAGAACAGGGCAGGGAGAGCAAAGCAGCCUCUGGAGCAUGCAUGGCCUGUAACAGACACGGCUGCCGGCAAGCUUUCCACGUCACCUGUGCCCAGAUGGCUGGCCUCUUAUGUGAAGAGGAAGUCCUAGAAGUCGACAAUGUCAAAUACUGUGGCUACUGCAAGUACCACUUCAAUAAAAUGAAGACCUCUCGUCACUCUGGAGGUAGCUCCUUCAUUGCUGGAAGAAGGAGUCGAUCCGCAUCCCCUGCUCAAGAGAAGCAUGUAUCCCACCACGAAAGGCCAAAGAAGAGUCGGAAGGACAAAGAAAGACCUAAACAGAAGCACAAAAAACGUCCGGAGUCUCCCACCAGCCUUACCCCAUCCUCGGUGCCCGUCGCUGCAGAGAAGGGCUCUACCAGCCACCAUGAGGGGAGCAAAGAGACCUCGGAGGUCGGCAGGUCGGAGGUGAAAGGCAGGAAGUCCUCAAGCCAUGGCAGCAGCCACAAGGGGAAAAAGACAGGAAGCGGGAAAAGCUCCGUUGGCUUCAGCUCAGCUUCAUCCAGCGGGACCUUCCAGCCUGCAGGUACCUCCUGCAGCAAUUUGCAGUGCUCCCAGGACUUUGUGACGUUCCCCAAGCUCGAGCAGGACGACGAGAAGUACCGGAAACCUGUCUCUUCCUCUUCUUCUUCCCACUGCUCCCCUCUGUAUGAAGGCCAGAAGGGGGACAUCUUUGAGCAGAAGGUGAUCUUCUCAGGCUUUGGGUCCAUCAUGCGCUUCUCCACCUCCGCGGUGAGCCAGCAGAGAGGCCGUGAUGCUUCCCCCGUGGACUAUAAAGCCUCGAACCCUGUCAGCGGCCCUUCGGUGGGGACCAGUGGGACCAGCGGUAGCAGCAGCAGCCACAAGCGCAUGCCGUCCCUCAGCAUGGAGGAGGGAGAGGUGCUGAAGGAAAAGAAGCACAAGGGUAGCAAGAAGAACAAGCAUGGGCCUGGCAGGCCAAAAGGGGGCAAAAGCAAAGAGAUUUUGGGUGCCCAGCUGGCUGGGUCCACGUCUACUUCCUCGUCACCCUUCUCCGGGGGCUCUCUUGUUAGCUCCAGCAUCGGGAAUUCUUCACGAUCCUUCAGCCACACGGGGAAUCUGCCCAGCCUCAGCAUGGAGUCCCCGCUGCUGGGUUCAGGGAUCUACACCAGUAACAAGGACCCUAUUUCCCACGGGGGCGGAGUGCUCCGAGCUGUGUGCAGUACACCCCUCUCUUCCAGCCUGCUGGCACACCAGGGUACGUCGUCUCUCCCACAGCUCAACCGGUCUCCCUUUGCUAGCACCAUCCCAGCUUCCUCCUCCUCGGUCUCCACCACGCAGGUGUUCUCACUGGCAGGUUCAACAUUUAGCCUCCCUUCCUCACAUAUUUUUGGAAGCCCCCUCGCAUCUGGGCUGUCAAUCAACCCCCUCUUAAAUCAGUCGGAAAGCAGCCGGGCAGAGCCUGACCUGGAGGACUGCAGUUUCGGCUGCCGAGGGACGUCGCCCCAGGAGAGUCUCUCUUCCAUGUCCCCCAUCAGCAGCCUGCCGACCCUCUUCGACCAGACAGUGUCCUGUAGCAGCAGCGGGCAGCUGGAGAAUGUUCCCCAGGCUACCCCAAACAUCGAGCAGCUCCUGGAGAAGCAAGGCAAUGGGGAAGCCGGCGUAAACAUUGUAGAAAUGCUCAAAGCCCUGCACUCGCUGCAGAAGGAGAACCAGCGGCUCCAGGAGCAGAUCAUGACGCUGACGGCCAAGAAGGAGCGUUUGCAGCUCCUCAACGUCCAGCUCUCCGUCCCUUUCCCCGUGGUGACCAGCAGCAACGGCCCAGGCAGCCAGGCCCAGUACAUCCUGCCUCCCAACGUCUGCAACAACGAUUCCCUGAGCAUCAGCAAGAGCCCCCCAUGCAAGAACAGCUUUGGGAUCGAGAACUCGCUCUCCACUUCCUCUGAGGACCCUCAUUCAGGUUGCCCCAGCAGGAGCAGCUCUUCCCUGUCCUUCCACAGCACUCCUCCGCCCCUGCCCAUGCUGCAGCAGAGUCCUGCCUCGCUACCCCUGCCCGGGGUGCAGCAGGUGAAUGGCCUGGCCAGGGUGGCAGGCAGCGGGCUGGGGGGAGGCACCACUGCCAGCCACAGCCUCUCCACGGUGCCCAUGGUGGACGGCCUGAUGGGGACCCUGGCAGGAGGCCAGCAGAUGCCCAUCAACGGGAUCCUGGGGAAUCUGAACGGAGCUCAGGCCGCCCAGCCUCCGAGCGCGCUGACGCAGGCGAGCGGGCCGCCGACCUUGCAGCUCUCCACCAGCCUGAGCAGCAUGCCCAGCCUGAGUCCCCUGACAGAGCAGCAGCGGCACGUCUUGCACCAACACGAACAGCAGCUCCAGCAGCUUCAGCAGCUCCUGACUUCCCAGCCGCUUAAUCCGGAGCAGCAGGCCCUGGUGUUCCAGAUGAUGCAGCAAAUCCAGCAGAAGAGGGAGCUGCAGCGGCUGCAGAUGACAAGCUCGUCCCAGCUGUCCAUGAGCAGCCUCCUGGCAGCCACCUCCGCCCCCCUGCACUCCAGCACCAGCGCCCUGAUGACCUCGGCCCCUCAGCCGCCCCCCAGCAGCAGCUCUCUCAUGGCCUCCCUCUCCCCCCAGCAGCUCAACCCUAGCAAUGCCCUCCUGGCUCCCCAGGCCACCCCACCGCUCAGCGCUCCUGGGAGCAGCCUCCUGGCUUCGGGGACAGGCAUCCCACCCGUCCUUACAGCACAGACUAACCCGUUUCUCAACCUGCAGGCCGAUGGCAACACCCCAAAAGGAACGAGCAUGAAUGAAAAGGGAGCUCCUCUUACCCAGGACAAGGGCUAAGCUCCCCCCUCACCCCGAACAAACCAGCAGCCAACUCCUCUCAGCCAGGGGAAUGUGGCUUUCCACAGUCAACUUUGAUACUGUUAGAGCAAUGAGCACAAGGCUUCCAAGAAGCAUUUCCUGCCGCUGGGCAAUGCCAAGAGGUGCUUUGGAAGACAGUACGUCUCUGACCAAGCCCUGGUAUCGGGAGGAGCGAAGGUGGGGGGCUGCCUGCCGCCCUGGUCCGUGCCACACAUGCUCCAAAGUGAAGCUGUGUUCCCACGCAGAGCGGAGGAGAGAGCUAACACCAGAUACCUGCCUGUCUCCUCCCUGUGUUCACGUGCGUGUAGCCCCCCGGGCCGAGGCACUAGAGACCACGGAGCAUCCUCGGCCAAGACCUCGGCGAGGGAGGCCCCUCUGCUGAGGGCUCCUGCCUGCACAGUGCAGAGGAAUUUGGCGGUGCGCUCGGAGCACUGGAUGGGACACGGCUGGGGCAGUGGGACGUGGUGGCAGUGCCUGCGUGGUCUGCUUCGCCCAGAUGGGAAGGUUCAGAAGAAGUCCUGCAGCUGAGAUUUCUCACCUGCUUUUCAUCUGCUGGGCUCUUGGGAUGCUCUUCUCUCUGUAGCCAUCACGUGAAGCCCCGACACCUCAGCUGCAUCCAAACCCAGCCUGAAAAGACGCAAGCGGUGGAGCAGGAUGGACUGGUGCCUGGGGAGGAGGUGAAAGCCACCUGCUUCUUUAAAGGACGUUGCCACAUCUGCUCUGCCAGCCGCUGUCGGUUCGGUGCUGUACUUUUCACAUGAAAAGCACACUCCUGCUCCUUGUGCCGUCUCUCUCUUUCCUUCCAAGAUUUCCAAAGGCUAAAAUUUCAGCUUGCAAAAAGGGGCUGUAGCCAGUGUUACCCCUGUCGUAGCCAACUUCAGAAGGUGCAUUUGAACCUGGCAGUUGUUUUCCCAGGCCUAAGCUGGGAGAUAGAAAUGUGUGUGGGGAAGAGAAAAUCCCAAAUCUGGUACCUUGUUCGUUCUUACCCACCACAAAUCACCCCAGUGUGGCAAAACCACGUUCUUCCACUGGUCUUGGGCACUUCAGAAGAGGGAUCUCCAAGCAAUGGGACAAUUUCCAGUCUCCUGAGCUGGGACAUCGGACCCUUCAUUGUUCUCCACCCUUUGACCUUAACUCCGUCUCGCAGCCUGGAACCUCAGCAAAGAAAUCGGCUUCCUCUGAGCUUGGAUGCGAUGGAUUGAUUGAAGGACAGGUGGGGCAGCUCUGGGGGAAGGGGAACAUCUACGUCAAACGUAUAAAUGCCCCUUCUUUUCCCCAUCCCCUGGUUAAAUCCAGAGCUCCUGGGGGCAGGCGGGAAGACUCCAGCUAAUAGAAACUCUGAGGGUCUUAAAAAAAAAAAAAAAAAAAUUUCAGACCUUAAUGGGUAUUUUUCAGCACAUUCCCACUGCCUCUAACUAGUUUGCACUAUUCAAAUUUGUCAGCAGUGGGUCUGUGCUGAUAGUACUAGAAAAGCUUGUUAUAGGCAAAACUCAUCUGCUAAAUAUCGUUCUUCUUUUUUAUUUUAUUUUAUUUCUUUUCUUUUUGUUGUUUGUUUGGAAGAUUGUCACCACAAUGGUUGAAUAAGGCUAAAAGGAGAGAAAAUACCUUUCUGAUCUCAGCCUCCAGUUCUGUGAACUGGGCAGAACACUGCUGUCUGCUCAGAAAUAUAUAUAUAUUAUAUAUAUAUAAUUUUUUUUUUUUAAUAAAGAAAAGCUAAUGUUUUAACAAGGUUAAGAAGCUAUUGGAAAGAUGGAGAAGGCAGCUAAAAGUGGAAAUGCAGGAAGAAAAAAAAAAAAAAGUCUCCUUUCCUUGCAGUCUCUGCAGCACAGACCUAGAGAGGAGCACUGAGCUGUGGCUCUUGCUGCCAGGGUCCCUGUCCCCGGCCACCUCCCGCCUCGGUCACGGGCUGAGCUCUGCCACCUUCCAGCCGCCUCGUUCUUGCAAACGGUGAAUGAAAUAUUUCACUUGCAAACGGUUCGACUCUACUUGUGGCUCCCUGUCCCCAAAAUUGCUCUGGCACAAUUGUAUGCUUGCACUUUUUUUUUUUUUUUUUUUUUUUUUUUUCUUCCCCCUUUCCCCCUGCUGUGUUCUCCCUCCCUCCCUCCCUCCCUCCCUCCCUCCCUCCCUCCCCUCCACGAGGUGCAGAGCCCGUUUCUGCAGCGGGAGGUGGUGGGGAGGUGGUGGGGGGGGGUUGUGUCUUUGCCUUGCUGCCCCCUCCGUGCGUGGGGAGCCUGGGGCUUGAAGAGCACCGUGCAGGAUGGUGGUUUCAGGGCUGCCGCGCGGAGCUCAGCCCUGACGCGCCCGGUUGUGCGCGACGGCCGCGGGGCGCAGGCUCUGCCUGCCCGCCUUGGGCAAGCGGCCGGUCCCCGGCGUUUGCCAGCGGCCGUUCCCUGGGGCUGCUUUGGGUCAGCGAGGAGGUGGGCAGAAGCGUUAGGGGGUAAAGCCAGUGGCUGUUAAAUGUGCACAUGUGGUCUCUGCCAGCUGCUUGCCCAGCUGCAUCUGUCUGAGGUUUGAUUUUUUUUUUUUUUUUUUUUUUUUUGCUUUUUUUUUUUUUUUUUUACUUUUAAGGGCACCGAUUUGCGUUGCCACCUGUUUUGCUGUCAUGCUGACCAUCAGACCAUCCCGUGACCGCAGGGGCCUGACAUCGUGCCCAAACCUGGUCAAACUCUUCCAAAAUUUAACCACGUUUCACACCCUGGAAUUAGAAACACGCCAGUACCAGGAAGAGGGGAUGGGAAGGAGGGAAGGCUGGUUGGCAUCUAUCCCUUGUGUAGCGGGUUGUGGUACGACACGUGUUGUUUCCCAGGAUGAAGGAAAACCACGUUCAGAUCAGUGGUUUGGUGCCCAAAUCCCUGGGCAACAACAGAAAACCUUUCGGGGGUUGAUGAGAGGUAUUUGAUGGUGAGUUUGCAGUCAGGAGGCUGAAACGGGCUGGAGGGGGCUCCGCACCGCUCCUGGGGAAAUAUUUGGGAGCCCACGCCUCGGCAGAGGGUGGAAAUCAAGGACUGAAUUCGAGGAAUGGGAUUUGUAGGCAGGAUCGCUGUUAAAAGCAGGGGGGGCUGAGCUACGCCGCGUCCCUGGUCCCCCCCGCUCCGUGCUGGCCGGGCCGUUGAGAUUUUUGUUGGUGGCAGCCGUUGGCGGACGAAGCCCCUCGGCUCCCCGGGGCUCUCUGGAGCUGGGGGGGGGGGGGGGACACGAGGAGGGGAAGAGACAUAUAGCACUUACACGUUUCUCUGACAUCUUCCAAAGGCGCCCAGUCCCUUUGAAGUGGGCUCCUUGUCUAAUCGCCUCAACCUGUCCCGGAGCCAAAGGUCCCUUUGGCAGAUUGAGGGGAGAGGGAGGGGGCACUGCUGGAAGGUCGACAUUAAACACUUGUGUAUCUGUGAAAAAGAGGGAGAGCAGGGGAAAGAAAAAAUAAAAGCUAAAGAUUAUCUCUGUUUCAGUUGCACUGGGGUACGUUUCUUUACCCGUUUUUAUGCUAAUGUCUCAUUUAGUAUGUUGCAUGUGUCUUUUUUUGUUUUGAUUUUUUUUUUAUUAAAUAAAAGAGAAAAAUGUGUAUAUUUUUGGCAAUUUAAGGUAAUGUAGCUAAGAUAUAUUUUUUUCACGCUGCUUGACUGUUCUUUAUUAUAAUAAAUAAUAUUAAUAUUAA